AUGUCGUCGUCGGUCCACGAGCCGCUGCUUCAAAACGAGGACGGGGAUGCGUACAAAGGCCCCCGGCGCUUGGGACCCUUAGAGAUUACAAGAUCCACACGCUAUGCCAUUUUGGCCGGGAUCUGGACAGCGACUUUCCUCUCGUCGUUGAAUGGUAAGCCCAUGGUCUACUGCUUCUCUAUGAUUGCUGGUGCAUAG
Molecule: messenger RNA, 198 nt
Organism: Pleurotus ostreatus (oyster mushroom)
Lineage: Eukaryota; Fungi; Basidiomycota; Agaricomycetes; Agaricales; Pleurotaceae
Exons: 2
Coding region: 1-198 (65 amino acids)
Source: RefSeq, a predicted model, not a curated record